CCGGCCCAAUGGGUAUAUGAACCUAGGCCUAGGCCUAGGGCCAUCAUAUUUGAAGGGCCACCUAUUUUCUAAUGGAUUUUCUUUAUAAAUUUGAAGGGCCACCAAUUUGAAGGCCCAAAUCUUUUAUCUGUGAACAUAAACCUAAUAACGCAAUGGCACUCAUAGACGUUUGAAAGCACGUGAUGUGGUCAUAGAAGCCAAAGCGGCGACCGUCUCUGAAACGUUUAAGUUUACAAUAUGGAACUGAGCAAUGAGAAAUCAAAGUAUCAGACACGCAAUAAUCAUGGCAUCAGGACUCUGCAUCGCUAGGUAACAUUUAACAACCGACGGCUCAGUUUUGCGAUUUUCACUCUGCUCAGUUUUGCGAUUUUCACACUGCUGUGCUCACUCUGCUCAGUUUUGCGAUUUUAUGGUUGCCGAUUUAAUCUUGUGGCUCUCACUCAGGAUUUCUGCAGGCGCUGUCCUUUAAGUUUAAAAAUUACACUCUAUGUUCUUUAUGUUUGCAACCUAUAACGGGCGGUAUCCUUUCUCAUAAACCCAGUUAUCUUUUAAUGUUAAAACCCCAUUGUCUCUCUCGACUUCAAACAUGAGGGACCUUUUAUGUAAAAAAGUGAAACAUUCAAAAACAAAACAAAAGCAGCGCCUUCAUCUUCUACAUUAUCCGGCCGGAUUUUCCGGUGACAAUUCCGGCAACUACGAAACCGCCAAUCGCGCUGUUUUGUUCCGUUCUUUUUGUGUCAAAACUUAUCUCCACCACCAACGAAUCCAUAUCUCCAUUCUUAUCCCAAAAAACUCGUCAUAUAUGGGUUAUCUCUAAGAAACCGAUCCUCGCAAAUUUUGAAACGAUCAUGGUUAUCUCUUUAUCGUUACAUAUGUGUAUAAAUAAACGAUCUCUAACGCCAUUCCGAAUCUACACAACAUCAAUACAACCUUCAAUUUCUCUAUUUCUUACCCUGUAAUCACGCCGGAAAAGCAAACUCCGGCCAAACCUUCUAGUUCAUCGAACCGAGCUCAACAUGUGCUGUCAUCAAGUAUAUUCCCGGCAAUACUUUCUCGUGCUACGAUCAGGUUCUUGACACCACCACCAUGAUUGGUGCGGUCCCACCGUUAGCCGUGCGCCGUCACCAAUUGGUGGUGGCCGGCUGUUUAUCCAGGGAGAGGGAGAGACGAUCGAGAGUAAGGAGAGGCAGGGGGUAGAGUUUUUCUUGAGUUUGGGUGAGGUUUGCCGGAAAACGGCUGCCAGGAACACCAAUGGGUGGUGGCCGGCUGUUUAUCCAGGGAGAGGGAGCGACAAUCGAGAGUAAGGAGAGGCAGGGGUAGAGUUUUUCUUGAGAUUGGGUGAGGUUUGCCGGAAAACGGUUGCCGGUCAUCGCCGGCUCCGCCGUGUCGUAGACGGAGCUCCACCGGUGGGUGGUUGGUUGGGUCCGGCUGCCGGAAUUCUUUGAGGUAGAGAGAGAGAGUUAGGUGUGGUAUGUGUAGAUAAAGUUUGAAAAAUGAGGAAAAGAUAACGUUAUGAGCUUUUUAUAUGUGUUUCACUUUUUUACAUAAAUUACUUGAAGUUGAGAGAGAUAAGGGGUUUUAACAUUAAAAGAUAACUGGGUUUAUGAGAAAGGACAUCACCUGUAAUAGGUUGGAAACAUAAAGGACAAAGAGUGUAAUUUUUAAACUUAGAGAAAAGCGUCUGCAGAAACCCUGAAACAUAAAGGACGAAAAAUGCAAUUUAGCCUAAUAAUAAUUAGCAAAACAUACUAGAUUUAUUUCACCAUUAUUUUUUAAUAAAUUAUAAAAAAGAAGUGUUAAAUUUUUAAAAGUUUGUUAAGAAAAAUGCAACCACCACCUUGAUAUCUCGUCUCUUUCAUCCAAAUCUAAAGCAACUAAAACCCCAUAAUCAAUCAAUCAUACGUCCAUUGAAACUCAAAUAAACAUCAAUUUGGACCCACAAUUAUCACCACCUUUAAUUGGAACAGAAAAAAAAGGUAUACCAAACAAACAAAAACAAAUCCAUUUUCAUCUUAUUGUCUCCGAAAAUAAUUCAGUUUUCUGAAAAAUUUGUGACAUCUUUAUUCAGUAUUCUAUCUUUUACCCUCCUCCUUCUGCCCGGGGGUCUCCCCGAAAUCUGUCGAUUCGUUUGACGGAUUUUGGGGGACUCAAUCUCAAACUCAAUCUCAAUGGGAUGUGUUAAUUCUAAAAAUAUUGCUAACCCCCGUAUUCGUGAUCCUCCCGUGAUCAUUCAUGAUGCUUCUGAUUCGUUAAAGGUGCAUAAAGUUGAGAAUCGUCGUAAAUAUUUUCGUCGUAAUGGUUUUAAGCCGUUGGAGGUGAUUAAAGAGGAAGGGGAAGGUGAAAAAACUGGCAUUAGGAAAAUUGUUGUUGAGUCUUCGAAUCCGAAUUUGGAUAAUAAGCAUUCGAAUGGGUCUAGAAGAUCAAGUGAAGGUGAACAGGCUGCGGCUGGUUGGCCCGCGUGGCUUAGAGCCGCAGCCGGUGAUGCCAUUGAUGGCUGGCUCCCUUUGAAAUCGGAGAACUUUGAGCGGUUGGAAAAGAUUGGACAAGGUACAUACAGCAAUGUCUACCGAGCUCGUGAUCUUCAAACUGGUAGAAUAGUGGCACUCAAAAAGGUGCGGUUUGACAACUUUAAACCCGAAAGCGUAAGCUUUAUGGCUCGAGAAAUAAAAAUUCUCCGAACGCUUGACCAUCCAAACGUUAUGAAAUUGGAGGGCAUAAUUACAUCAAAGUUAUCAUGUAACAUUUAUUUGGUUUUGGAGUAUAUGGAACAUGAUCUCUCUGGACUCCUGUCUUGUCCACAUGUCAAGUUUACCGACUCACAGAUUAAAUGUUAUAUGUUGCAGUUAUUAAAAGGGAUUGAACACUGCCAUUCGCGAGGAGUGUUACAUCGUGACAUAAAAUCUUCGAAUAUUUUGAUUAAUAACGAAGGUGUAUUAAAGAUUGCGGAUUUUGGUCUCGCGAAUUUCUUUGAUAAUAAAAACAAGCAGCAGCUGACAAAUCGAGUAGUGACAUUAUGGUAUCGUCCACCCGAACUUCUUUUGGGGUCCACGAGUUACGGGCCAUGUGUUGAUAUGUGGAGUGUGGGCUGUGUUUUUGCUGAGCUUUUUAAUGGCAACCCGAUACUGAAGGGGAGGACAGAGUUGGAACAAUUGCACAAGAUAUUCAAGUUAUGUGGGACCCCACCGGACGAGUACUGGAAGAACGCACGGCUUCCGCUUGCAGCAAUGUUUAGAUCACAAUGUUCUUAUGAAAGCAAUAUAAGAGAAAGAUGUAAAGAACUCCCGAGAACCGUAGUUGACCUUAUCAACACACUUCUUUCUGUAGAACCUGAGAAACGUCCGACUGCUAGAUUAGCCCUUCAAGCCGCGUACUUCUAUACAAAACCUUAUGCCUGUGAUCCCGCGAGCUUGCCUACAUACCCUCCGACCAAAGAAAUCAAUGCAAAGUUCCGUGAGGCAGCACCGAGGAAGACGAGUGGUGGCAGAGUUCGGGCAUCUGGAUGUUCAAGAAACGCGAGAAAAGUGCGUAGUUAUAAAAUGAUUCCAGGGGAUAGGAACCCGUAUCUCCUUAGAUCGCGAGAUUAUGUCAACUCAAAAGCAGCAUACGAUACGGUAUCAGGAGUUGCACAAACAGCUGACAGCAUUGGCACAGUCCCUGCACAAGCCAUGGCAUCGCAUCGUAGUUAUACGUGGGAUACAACAAGGCAAGAUCAUUUGCAUAGACAUCAACAUCUUAUGCAGCCUGAUUUUUUGAAUUCUAGUCAAGCAUACAACCCUCAGGUUUUAUCAUAUGGCCAUCAAGAACCCGAACUGUCUGGACACACGAUAAUGUUAGAUCAGUUGCAUAGCGCGGAUGUGAGGCAGCUCGAGUAUUACAUUUGUGCGGGUGUUCAUCGAUCACAUCCUUCUAGAGAUGCAGUAGCCCAUGAAAAAAGGGUAAGAAGAGAAGGGUAGAAGAGACAUUUGGAAGUUGGAACAAGGGUAGAAGAGACAUUUCAAUUGAAGGCAGAAUACAUGAAUAUAUACAGGGUUGGGUGGAUGGUUCUAUGUUAACAUGAAACAUGAGUUCAAAUUUUGUGUAAAAUCUCAAAUAUAUCCCUUUCUUUCAAGCCCUGAUAUGUUUAUCAUCUGUAUUUUCUUUCUUUUCAUCAUUUUUUGUAUUGUUUGCAUAUGAUAUAAAAGAAAUCUUCCACUUG
Helianthus annuus (common sunflower) is the source of this 4195-nucleotide messenger RNA. RefSeq names its product probable serine/threonine-protein kinase At1g54610. Bases 2169 to 3953 code for a protein of 594 amino acids. The transcript is spliced from 9 exons. The record is from RefSeq and is a predicted model, not a curated record. NCBI's taxonomy places the organism in Eukaryota, Viridiplantae, Streptophyta, Magnoliopsida, Asterales, Asteraceae. Gene Ontology annotation, cellular component: cyclin-dependent protein kinase holoenzyme complex; nucleus. Gene Ontology annotation, biological process: protein phosphorylation; positive regulation of transcription elongation by RNA polymerase II. Gene Ontology annotation, molecular function: ATP binding; RNA polymerase II CTD heptapeptide repeat kinase activity; cyclin-dependent protein serine/threonine kinase activity.